UCGACCCAUCAACUUGACGUUUACUGAUAAAUCAAUCAUUUACUGUAUAAUUAUUCGAAGAUAUACAAGCUUUUACAUACUUUCACUUUCUUCUUGAACGAAAAAUGCACAGGGCGCCACGGUUGACCUUAACGGUCCCCAACAAAGCGGCUAGAAGGGUUAUAGCCCCUUACGUCAAAGUAAUCAGGAAAAAAUACAAAGCUCCGGCUGUACCCGAGAGUAAACUGUUCAAAAAACAUCUCGAGAGGAAACCGAGCGUACUCUUGAGAGAUCUCACUAGUUUUCUGUCGGACAACGUAGAUUUACCGUCUCUUCUACACGAAUCAGCGGAUGUAUUGAAGGUGACAACGCAUGCGCACGGAGUGUCUUUGUACAUUGUUGAGACGGCUACUGGUGAGAUUUACCAGAGUCAAAGAUACUUCGAUAUACCGGAACCUAGAGUCCGAUGGAAGGUCGAAGAAGGUACCAUAGUUGCUGCCUAUGUGGCUUCCAAGAAAGAACUGGUGAUGAUCGAAGAUAUCCUUCAAGACGAGAGGUUCCCGAUGGGUAUCGGACAAAAAGAUCAGCUGACGAAGUCUGUUCUGUGCGUACCGGUCGUGACACCAGAUGGCGACGUCUACGCGGUCAUCGAGCUGUUCAGGGACACCUCGCAGGAUCAGUUCGAGGACAAGGACAUGAAGAUUGCCACUCUGAUCACCGGAUGGAUGGGCGCGGCCAUCUACCAGAACCUGCAGAGGGUGGCAGUGCACAAGAAACAAGAGCUGAACGAUUAUCUGCUCUCGUUGACCAAGGUGUUCCUCGAGGAGUUCGUGCCUACCGAUAAGAUGGUCUCGGAGAUGGUGAAAUUCGUAAAGUUGACUCUGGCGUCGGAGAGGAGUUCCUUCUAUCUGUUAGACAGAGAAAGCGAAGAGUUGGUCGCCGAUAUUUACGAGAAAGGCAUCGAGGAAUCUGAAGGCAUCCGUAGGAUGAACAAGGUCAAGUUGGUGGAGAAAGAACACGAGAUAGUGGCUUCGGUUGCGAAGACCGGGAUGCCCGUCAAUAUCAAAGACGCCUUCACCGAUCCUAAAAUUGGGAAGGAAAUCGACGAUAAGACGGGUUUUAUCGUUAGAUCCGUACUUUGCGUAGCUGUCAAGGGAGAGAAUGACAUUCUAGGUGUGAUAGAGGUGGUGAACAAGAAGAAUGGAUGCUUUACCAAGUCCGACGAGAUCUUGUUCGACGUCUUCGCAACUUAUUUCGCUUUGGUGUUGCAGUUCAGCAACCUGCACGAACACGUCAAGAGACAAGAGAAGAUGAACGAACUCACCGUCUCCCUGUUGAACCGACAAGUGACCCCCUGUAUCCACGAUUACAAUCAUUUCAUGAAAAAUUUGAACAUCAAACUACCCAGCACGUUUGCAGAAUUCAAAUGGUACAUCUCCGAGGAAUUGGUGGAAGAAAUACCGCUGUUGGUCUACGCGAUGAUCAGGGAAUUCGCAGAGCCAGACGAGUUGGACGUCGGCAACCUGGGUAAAUUCAUCCUGUCCAUCAGGAAAUUCGGCAGGACCCUGCCGUACCACAACUUCGAACACGCUUUCGACUUUUGUCACACGAUCUACUGCAUCCUGAAGAGAAACGAGGAUCUCUUCACUCCUCAAGAGAUCAUAAUGAUGUUCCUGGCCGGUAUCGGCCAUUGCAUCGACCGAACCACCACAACUAACGAAUUUUUGGAGCUGAUCGAUCACGAGAUCUAUCAAUUGUUCCCCAUGAUCCCGUGGCAGAACUAUCACGCUUUGAUAAUAGGGAGGCUCCUCGAGCAAUUUCCCAUCUACGCCAGCAUGCCGCAGUCCGACUACAAAAGAUUCGUGUCGGACGUGAAAGACUACAUCCUACGUUGCGAUUUGAGGGCCAGUUUCUUCGCCAAAUGUGCCAGAGGACUGAAGGAGGUCAUGCAAACGAAGACGUUCAGCAACAGCGAUCCGAAACAGCACGAUUUGUUGAUUUAUCUCGUCUUGGCCUGCGGCGAUAUGGGAUGUUUCUCCAAGCAAUUCCUGGUCGCCAGAAAGUUGGCGGAGGGCUAUUACCAGGAAUUGCACGAAGAAGGCGAAAAAAUAUUGGAGAAGAGACCGGAUUGCAUUCUGUUGCAAGUGUACGAUAAGAAUAACGUCGCAACCAUGCCCGAACAGCAGAUAGCCUUUCUGAAUCAUUUCGUGUUGAGGAUCCUCGGUUGUUUGAAAUUCUUCCUCCCGAACACCGUCGAGAUGUAUAAUCUCGCCUUGUAAGUGCGAAAUUUUCAUCGAUAACGAUCGAAUUAUUUCAUUUUUAUCGCUUCUCCUUCAGGGCUCUGAGGAAGACCUGGCAGGAUAUCAUAGAGUUGCGCGGACGAAAAAUAUGGAAGCAGGAGGAGUCGUAUAGAAAAAAGAAACCUUCCAAUUGAUUUUGAUACGAUAAAUAAUACACAAUUAGGAAAUAUAUAUUCUGAAAGAAUG
Coccinella septempunctata (seven-spotted ladybird) is the source of this 2465-nucleotide messenger RNA. RefSeq names its product cAMP and cAMP-inhibited cGMP 3',5'-cyclic phosphodiesterase 10A-like. The transcript is spliced from 10 exons. Gene Ontology annotation, molecular function: protein binding; 3',5'-cGMP-stimulated cyclic-nucleotide phosphodiesterase activity. The record is from RefSeq and is a predicted model, not a curated record. Bases 105 to 2258 code for a protein of 717 amino acids. Gene Ontology annotation, biological process: negative regulation of receptor guanylyl cyclase signaling pathway; signal transduction. Lineage: Eukaryota; Metazoa; Arthropoda; Insecta; Coleoptera; Coccinellidae.